AUGUCUCGUGGCACGCGGCAGAGGUUGUGUAGGCGCCAGUCCGAGGAGCGCGAAGUUGACCGUGCGCUCUGGGGCCUUAACUCGCUUUUCACUCAUCAGCCGCAGCCCCGCGACCGCGCCUCCCCGGGCAAGGGGCCCGAGCGGGGCGCCGAGUGCGGAUCAUAUCAUCUUUUUUCUGCUGGUCAGGCCGGCGUGCUGGAUCGCGUCCGACGCGCCGUGCGCGACCUUGGCCCUCCACCUGUGGGGGCCUCCCCCGCUGAAGCUCUCAGGAAGCUUCGCGUGGCGAGCUGGUACGACGUGGACAGUACUACGCUCGGUCGCUACUCUCUCGCCGACGUCUCACUGCCUUCAGGCGACGUCAGGCCUGUGCCUGUGUCUGAGCUUUGGGUCGAAGGCGGGUGCCAAAUGGUAGAGGACUUCUGCCGCUUGAAUGUCGUUCCGCCGGAACAGUCGCGAGCCCGACUCCGCUCGUCAGGUGUGGUCACUCCCUACUCCGAUCCCAAGCUUAGACACCCUCGAGCCUUUGAGGAAUUCAUGUCGGCGUUGGCCGCACGCGGAAUGCUUGAUUUCUCGCUCGAGGAUGGCGAGCGAGUGGAGCCGUUUUUUGUGACCAAAAAGAAUGGCAAGCUCAGGCUUGUCGUAGUUUGCAGGCGUUCAAACUGUCAUUUCACUGAGGCCGGUGGGGUCUCGCUCUGCACUGGUGAAGGGCUUUCCGCCAUCGAGCUGGGAGCCGACGAGGAUAUCUUCGUUGGUGGUGCGGAUUUGAGUGAUGCGUUUUACCACAUGGGGCUUCCCAAACCCCUUAGAAAGUAUUUCACUUUUCGGCCCGUGCGGGCCGCGUCUGUAGGGUGCACAGAGAUUGGGGGUCGAGCUGUGGCUGCACACGAGAAGGUUUACCCUAGGCUCGCUGUCAUUCCCAUGGGAUGGUCUUGGGCUUUAUGGAUGUGCCAGAAGAUACACGAGAGGAUAGUGGAGGCAGAUGGCUCGGACCCCAAGUUUAGGAUCACCGACAAGACGUGCCCCCCAGACCUCAGCCAGCCGUGCCACACGCAGUAUGUGGACAACUACAUUGCGAUCUCGACCAACCGGGACAACGUGAAAAAGUCGGUGUCGUCUGCCAUCACCGCUCUGGAAAGGUCCGCCGAGGAGGCCGCCCCUUGGAUGCGCGGCCCCGACGACACCCAGGAACCUGCUCGUUGUGAUCUUGAUGCUGGGGCCCCCGGGGACAUCUACGGGUUUGGGCGUCUACCCCGAGCCGAUGAUUUUCCUGAAGUUCCCAGGGAAAUGAUUGAGCAGGAUUGGAGGGUGGUGGGCCGUUUCGAGUGGCGGAAGAAGGGCGAGAGCAUCCCGGUCCUGGAGGCCCGCGCUACCCUGUACGGCUACAGGCAUCUUCUGCGUAGUCGUCGGAAUCAUGGUAAACGUCUCGUUGUUUUGGGAGAUUCGAUGAGUGUGGCGGGAGCGGUGUCUAAGAGCCGCAGUGGGAGCCGUGCGAUGCUGCACGUGACGCAGAGCAUCGCCGCCCUCUCCCUGGCGACAGGCCCCUCUCUCCACUACCGCUGGCUCCCCUCGGAGUGGAACGCAGCCGACGGUCCCUCAAGGGGACGUUGGCGACCCACAGCGCCCUCGGCGCUCGCCCCGCGCGAUGCUCGCGCGCGCGGCCCCAGUGCCCGCCAGCGCGGGGGCGCUGGUGCAGCUGCUGCCGACGGGACUGCUGGCUCGCGGACCCCAGGCGGAUGUGGCCGCUCCGCUGGCGCUGGGCGGGCCGCCGCGCACGGCGUCGGCGCCGACCUCGAGCCGGCCUACGUCGUCAGCAUGUCUCCGAGUGCCGGCAGCGCGGCAGCAGCGUCUCGUGCGGCGGCGACCGGCCGCCUCAGCCGCCCCCCCGGGCUCGGUCGGGCCCAUGCGCCGCAAGGUGAGCCAGCGAGCUUCGCGGGCUGCGGCUCGGCGGUCCACAGCAGCGCGGCUGCCGGGUAUGACGGUGCUGGAGGCGGCGUCCAUCAAGCCGAGGACGCGGGACCGCUACCAGGAGAUCUUCGCCGACUUCCUGGCGUGGGCGAACGGCCGUCGGCUGACGACCGAGGACCUUGUGGACCAGGCGAUCGCGGAGUGGCUGGACGACCUCUACCUAGGCGGCGAGGACCUGAGUGCAGGGUCCCGGGCGCAUGCGGCGGUGACUUUCUUCACCGGCCUGAACAAGACGUCGGGCGCACUGAUGCCUCGGUCGCGCCGCGCCCUCCAGGGCUUUCGCAAGCUCGCACCACCGCGAUCUCGAUUGCCGAUGCCCUACAUGGUAGUGGCGAUGGUGGUGAUGGAGCUCCUGGGCCGACGGCGCUACCAGAGUGCGCUCGCCGUCCUUCUCAUCUUCGAGCUGUGCCUGAGGCCCGGAGAGGCGUUCCACAUCAGGGCGGUGGACCUCGUCCCGCCCGUGGCGAGGGUCAGCGGAGCGUCCCACUGGUGCGUGACUCCCCAUGCCGCCGAGACCGAGAGGGAGUCCAAGACCGGCGAGUUCGACGAGAGCCUGUCUCUGGAUCUCGGCCGGCAGUCCUUCAUCGGGCCCGCGCUCGACCUGAUGCUGACGCGCCAGCUGGGCGCGGACUGGCGGCGCGCAGAGCAGAGGCACGUCGGCUCCGGCCUGCACCUGGCGGCGACGCUGUUCACCGUGACGCUCGACGAGGUGACGAGGGACUUCAAGGGGGCCGUCGAAACGCUGGGGGUGGACACCGCGCUGGGCGCCGCCCACAUGUACAUGCUGCGGCACGGCGGCGCCUCGCACGACUACGCCUCGGGCUGCCGCCGCUUGGAGGACGUGCGCCGUCGCGGGCGCCGGCGUUCGUGGUCCUCGGUCCGGCGCUGCGAGAAGGGGAGCAGGUUGGGUCAAGUCGUUCACAAGCUCGGGCCGGUGCUCCAGGCCCACGGCAAACUCUGCGUCGAGCUGCUGAGCGAGGUGGUGUCUGGCCGGCGUUGUCCUGUACCAUUCGCCUCCGGCAGCGUGUCUUCGUCGAAGUCUUCUCGGGCAGCGGCCACCUCUCGUGA
Messenger RNA from Prorocentrum cordatum, 3033 nucleotides. The record is from the annotation of a GenBank genome assembly. NCBI's taxonomy places the organism in Eukaryota, Dinophyceae, Prorocentrales, Prorocentraceae.